AUGGGUGCUUACGUUGAUCGUGAGAACUCUCCUCACUCAAAAUUGAAAUGGCUCGCCCCUUUGUCGGAACAAUUUAAAUUGGACAUUUUAAAGGUGAUUCUUUUGGUGGUCGUUGAACGUUUGGGUGUUGGUGUUAGUGAAAUGGCUUGUAUCGGGCCAAGUCAUUGGGAAUUCAACUCGGAUCCUAUUGGCUUGGCCCACGGACAGGUUGGUUUUGACAGGCUCACUGUAGUUCCCAACUUCUCGCUCACAGCAGACAGCCAAGAGUCUGGCAGUCCACCGCCAAGCCCGACUGACUCUGCAACAUCAGAAUCAGCGCCCACCUUAGUUCACAUAAAACAAGAAAACAUGCCUCCAGGAACUGAUGUCAAAGAAUACUACGGAACCCUAGAUUUUGGGCUCUCCGACACAUAUCUAGCCAAUAACUUCCCCGAGUAUGGACGGGGAUAUCUGCCUAGACCAUUAGAUCUACCGAACCAAAGGUUCUUAGAUCCAAAAAGUCCAAAAGAAAAAGAAGAUGGAACAAAAGAUGAUGAUCCAGGGGAACGAGACUUAAACUUGCCAAGUGAACUGAUAUUUAAAAGCGGAGGGAUUUUUGCAAGAGUGAAUAUCGCUAACGGUACCCAAUACGGUCCUUUCUUUGGACUACUGGAGAAUCAACCAAAGGACAGGCGGUAUGCUUGGGAGGAAACGGAAAUCAAUUGUUGGAUCCGAUUCCUGGAUUACGCGGGCGGGUAUCGCCGAAGCAUUCGUCGCAUCCCCCCGACGGGUAUUGGCCCGCCAGAUGGUUAG
Molecule: messenger RNA, 792 nt
Organism: Spodoptera exigua (beet armyworm)
Lineage: Eukaryota; Metazoa; Arthropoda; Insecta; Lepidoptera; Noctuidae
Source: the annotation of a GenBank genome assembly